AUGCCUGGGACACAACCGCAUGGCUUGGAAGGGUACCCACCCUUGCGAAAGUCCGCGUUCAAGAGCUUCUUGCCGCGAGCCGUGUUCUCCUUGGCAUGGGUCUUCAUGACGCCGGCGUACUUGGCGCUCAACUGGGUCGUGUCCAUCUUCCGACCCACCACAGAUGAGAUUGUCAAGUUCCGCAGGUUGUGGCUUCCCAUCGCCUGCAUCAUGCUCAUCGUCAGUGUUCCCAUCGCCCUCUUUGCGCUCCCCUUCUACAUCCUCUCCCACCUCGGCCGCCGUGCCUUUACAUACCACGUCUACGCAGAGCGCACCAAGCGCAGCAUCAGCAAGACAGAGUGGACAAUCGUGUCGUGCAAUGCCCACCUGUUGCCAGAGGCGUUGGCGCGCAAGUAUAACCUGCGCAACACAUCCGAGCGCGCAAAGAGCCUGGCCGUGCGCAUCGCCGCGUCCAACAUUCAGCGGCACAGCGUCAACUUCAACAACGUGCUCAAGGACUUUCCCACGAGCGACUUCGUGUGCAUGCAGCAGGUGUACGACCGCACGGCCGUAGAGCGCAUUCUCUUCCAUCUCCACCAAUCGUUCCCCUUCAUCGUCGAGGACACGGGCGUGCUACACUGGCGUUCCCAUCGCCUCAGCGCCGGAUCGGGCCUCAUGCUGCUCUCCAAGUACCCGAUUAUGGACGCAGAAUUCAAGACGUUCUCCGGCAGCGCAGGCGCUGAUGGGCGAUUCUGCCGUGGUCUCCUCCUCGCCAAGGUGCACCUCUUCAAGAAGAACAAGCCGGAGAAGCGUCGUUUCGUCGGCUACAUCUUCGUCACCGAACUCCACUCGAGCAACCCUGAUAUUCGGCGGCAGCAGUUGGAGGAGAUUGAGCGGUUCACGCAUAACUUCCGCGAGCGCACCUCCAACCCAGGCGAGGUCGUCGGCUUCCAGGCCAUCGCAGGUGAAUUCCACUUUGACAACGUGAGCCAGGUCCACAACACAAACUGGGAGCACAACCUCUUCACACGGUACGCGCCCGACAACACUCACCUUUGA
Messenger RNA from Salpingoeca rosetta, 1038 nucleotides. RefSeq lists its product as uncharacterized. NCBI's taxonomy places the organism in Eukaryota, Choanoflagellata, Craspedida, Salpingoecidae. Gene Ontology annotation, molecular function: sphingomyelin phosphodiesterase activity. Gene Ontology annotation, cellular component: cytoplasm. Bases 1 to 1038 code for a protein of 345 amino acids. The record is from RefSeq and is a predicted model, not a curated record. The transcript is spliced from 5 exons.